CACACUCUCUCUUUCUCGCCAUUAUAUAACUCCAUUGCCGAAGAGCUUGUAAGCUUCAGACUUACAUUUUCCCUGUUUUCAAAAACGAAACCCGAAAAAAAAAACUAAGGAUCGUCGGUUGGAGGAACAGAGAGUCAACAAAAGAAGGUCCGAGAGGAAUAAUCGGAAAGCUUCGACAUUUCUGGAAAAAAUUACAGUUUGAGGAUAAUCCCAUUAUCUCUGGACAAAUCUUCUUAAGAAAUUUUUUAGGUUUAAAGAUCUGAAGAUUCCUAUUGAAUGGGGAUUUCUCUCUCUUGCCCGUUUGCGGAGCACAACGACGUGGAAGCUGGUUUGGAAUCCGUCAAAGUGAAGUCCAUAUGUUUCGGAGACGAUGACUGUAAAACUCCGACAAGAUCUGUCAACUUCAACGACACAACUCACGAACCCACGAUUCUGAAAUCUAUGGGAACUGGGAAAAUGGUCGUGGAGAAGUCAGUUAGCUUCAAAGGGAGUCAACUCGAGAGGAUCAUAUCUCUUAACAGGUCCCUCGCAACAAAGGAAGAUCAUAAGAAAGACAAUGCCUGUGGGAUUAGGGAAUUGCCUGUUUGGAAUCCGAGGAACCCUAAACACGAAGCAGCCAUUAAAUUGCAGAAAGUAUACAAAAGCUUCCGUACCAGAAGAAAGCUCGCCGACUGUGCAGUUCUCGUGGAGCAAAGCUGGUGGAAGCUCUUGGAUUUUGCAGAGCUGAAGAGGAGCUCCAUUUCGUUCUUUGAUAUCGAGAAACAUGAAUCUGCCCUUUCUCGCUGGUCAAGAGCUAGAACCAGAGCCGCUAAGGUUGGUAAAGGUCUGUCCAAAAAUGGAAGAGCUCAAAAGCUCGCUUUGCAACACUGGCUAGAGGCGAUCGACCCAAGACAUCGGUAUGGACACAACCUGCACUUCUACUAUAACAAAUGGCUCCAUUGCCAGAGCAGAGAGCCCUUCUUCUACUGGCUUGAUAUUGGAGAGGGGAAAGAGGUAAAUCUCGUGGAGAAAUGUCCCCGUUGGAAACUUCAACAGCAGUGCAUAAAGUACCUUGGUCCGAUGGAAAGGAAUGCAUAUGAGGUGGUUGUGAAAGACGGCAAAUUCUUCUACACGCAAAGUGGAGAGAUUCUUCACACAAUGGAUGCAGAAGAUAUCGAUUCUAAGUGGAUUUUUGUACUUAGCACAUCGAAGACAUUAUAUAUCGGGAAGAAGAAAAAGGGUACGUUUCAGCAUUCGAGUUUCUUGGCGGGAGGAGCUACAAUUGCAGCUGGGAGACUGGUCAUUGAAUAUGGUGUUCUUAAGGCGGUUUGGCCACACAGUGGGCAUUAUCAGCCGACAGAAGAGAAUUUCAUGGAUUUUCUCUCCUUCCUCAGAGAGAACAAUAUUGAUAUCACCGAUGUGAAGAUGAGUUCAACUGAUGAGGAUGAGUUCUCUAUUCACAAACAAAGAAGCACCCAUAUAAGAAACCACUCUUUGGAAGAAGACUUAACACAAGUGCUGGACUGUGUAGAGACCGAAACGAUCAGUACAUUUCAAGACAAACCCGAUUCAGGAAUAGAAGAAACAAAUCCGGUGAUCAAACAUUCAAAGUCAAGAACGUUGCCUGAUCAAGGAAUACCGAAAAAGGUCGAAUCUUUCAGCACAUAUGAUGAAGAAAACCGAUCAAUGGAGCCGAAUCAUGGCCAAAUCUCUGAAGGGUAUGACUCAGCUGACGAAGAAGAAGAAGAAGACGAGGAAGAGAUGCUUGACAAUAUAGAUCAAGAAUCAAAGCCUCUUGAGUUGAACACAGCCGGAGAAGAAACCCGGGAGCGAGAAGUAGUGAACAUACCAGAGGAAUCAAUCCUAAAGAGGAUCAAUUCUAAGAAGGAAACGAAAUCUCUGCAACUGGGGAAACAACUAUCAUGCAAAUGGACAACAGGAGCAGGGCCGAGGAUCGGUUGUGUAAGAGAUUAUCCAUCUGAGCUUCAGUUUCGGGCACUCGAACAAGUGAACUUGUCUCCGAGAAGUGAUUCGGUCUCAAGAUCUUGUUUCUCGCCCCAAGCCCCAAACCCUACCCAUUUGUCCCCCGCCAUGGAGAGGGAUUACACAUCAUGACUGAGUAUUUUUUUUUUGUCAGUUCCUUAAUUUCUUCCUGAUCUAUUCUUUUUGUGUGAAUAGAGAAAGAUGACAUAGGGAUUCUUUUUUCUCUCUCUUCUUUAACAGCCCACUGCGGUUUUCAUUUGUUUAUUCGGUUUCUUGUUGUCCAAGAAACAGCAGAAAUGUAAGAUUUUUUUAUAUGGCUUAGUGAAGAACAUCUUUCCC
This is a messenger RNA of Tarenaya hassleriana, 2301 nucleotides long. RefSeq names its product IQ domain-containing protein IQM2-like. The transcript is spliced from 9 exons. Lineage: Eukaryota; Viridiplantae; Streptophyta; Magnoliopsida; Brassicales; Cleomaceae. The record is from RefSeq and is a predicted model, not a curated record. Bases 277 to 2094 code for a protein of 605 amino acids.